Messenger RNA from Manduca sexta (tobacco hornworm), 859 nucleotides. RefSeq names its product thioredoxin domain-containing protein 9. The record is from RefSeq and is a predicted model, not a curated record. Gene Ontology annotation, cellular component: cytoplasm. Lineage: Eukaryota; Metazoa; Arthropoda; Insecta; Lepidoptera; Sphingidae. Gene Ontology annotation, biological process: microtubule cytoskeleton organization. Bases 173 to 811 code for a protein of 212 amino acids. The transcript has 6 exons.
AAACAAUUGACAGUUGACAGUUCUGCGUAAAUAUUUCGGCAUUUGUUUUGUGCUAAUAAAAAAAAUUAUGUCAAGAUUUGUACGCAAUAUAUCAAUUGAUAAUUGAGAUUUAUUAUAAAUUUAGAGCAAUUUAUAUUUGUUGCGGUUAUUACCGGUGGCGUAAACAGAUAUCAUGGAGCAAGUCCUGCAGCAGGUUGCGCAGACUGUGGAGAGGCAGCUCGACCAAGAGCUGGAAAGGCUUGAGACCUUAGACAGCACCGACUUGGAAGCGAUCAGACAACAGCGUAUUGCAGAGAUGAAGAAACGCGCCAAACAGAAACAUGAAUGGCUGGCCAAUGGUCACGGCGAAUACACAGAGAUUGACGGUGAAAAAGAGUUCUUCACCGUUUGCAAUAAGAGCGAGAAUGUCGUGUGCCACUUCUACAAGAACGAUUCGCCGCGCUGUCGCAUUGUGGACAUGCAUUUGAAGACCUUGGCUGCUAAGCAUGUAGAGUGCCGGUUCGUUAAACUAGAUGUGGAGAGGGCGCCGUUCCUCACUGGUCGUCUGAAAAUCCGUGUGAUACCCACAAUCGGUUUGGUGAAAGAGAAUAAGACCAAAGACUUCAUUGUUGGCUUCACUGAUCUCGGCAACAGAGAUGACUACAGCACAGAGAUGAUGGAAUGGAGGAUCGCGAGGUCGGGAGUGAUUGAAUACUCGGGCGAUCUCUUGGUCCCUCCCGAGGACCGCAAGAAGACGAUCAACGUUCAAAGCAAGAAGACCAUCAGAGGAACCACGUACGAUUCGGAUUCAGACUUGGAGCUUAGCGAUUAAUGAGUUGCUUACAGUGUUAUAAAUAUAAAAACUAUGUUAAAAUAUGGA